Molecule: messenger RNA, 2856 nt
Organism: Scatophagus argus
Lineage: Eukaryota; Metazoa; Chordata; Actinopteri; Scatophagidae
Gene: mob2a
Product: MOB kinase activator 2a
Exons: 5
Coding region: 455-1270 (271 amino acids)
Biological process (GO): signal transduction; positive regulation of protein phosphorylation
Cellular component (GO): cytoplasm; nucleus
Molecular function (GO): protein kinase activator activity
Source: RefSeq, a predicted model, not a curated record
UGAUAACCUCAUACUAUGAGUAAUGUAUUACUAGUGUAUCUGUGGACUGUUAAGAAUAUUUUCUCUUUUGUUCCUUAUUAUUAAGGAAUUAUCAGUGUUAAAGUAGGCACAUAAAAUGUAGCAGCACCUUUUUAUUUGAUUGUAGCCCCUUGUUACUAGCUGACCACCUGUUGCUACAUUGCAACUACACUUGAGUGAAGCGCACGAAGCACGUCCUCAUGGUUAGGCUUUUGGCGUCACCACACCCCACCCCUCGAGCUUCUUUUCUCUUCGUUGAUUGGACGACAGGGUACAGAGAAGGCGGGCCUUCUGCAAAGUCCUCACCAAGUUUUUUUUUUUUGUUGCUUUACAGUUAGACCUUCAGACAGCUCAUACACCGGUGUUAGUCGGGCAGACUACAUCUGAGCAGUCUGAAAGGAAGAUAUUCUCACGCCGUAUCUUCAUGUUUUAAACUAUGGUUGGAGAUUAUUGCUCCUUUUCUGGAGAUAAGACCGAUAUGCACUCUCAGGGAAACUCCAAAAGCGGACUAAGUUGCAAAAUGGUGCUUCAGGCAGUCGGAAAAGUACUAAGGAAGUCGAAGACGAAGCCAAAUGGAAAGAAGCCACCGGCAGAAGAGAAGAAGCAGUACUUGGAGCUAGAGUACACAAAAAUCCGCGUGGUGGACUUUGACCUCAAGGAGCUGGUGGUGCUGCCCAGAGAGAUAGACCUCAACGAAUGGCUAGCAAGCAACACAACAACAUUCUUCAAUCUUAUCAACCUGCAGUACAGCACCAUCUCAGAGUUCUGCACUGGGGACACUUGUCAAGCCAUGACGGCCUGCAACACAAUAUACUACUGGUAUGACGAGAGGGGGAAGAAGACAAAGUGCACUGCUCCGCAAUAUGUCGACUUUGUAAUGAGUCUUUGUCAGAAACUGGUCACAGAUGAGGAAAUCUUUCCUACGAAAUACGGCAAAGAGUUUCCCAACUCCUUUGAGUCCUUGGUAAAGAAAAUCUGCCGGUACCUGUUCCACGUGCUGGCUCACCUCUACUGGGCGCACUUUAAAGAGACGGUGGCUCUAGACCUGCAGGGCCAUUUGAACACUCUGUAUGCACAUUUCAUCGUUUUCGUAAGGGAAUUCAACCUGGUCGACCCCAAGGAGACCUGUAUCAUGGACGACCUGUCCGAAAUCCUCUGCACCCCUGCCCCGCCACCUGCGCCCGCCCCGGCCUCCUCUGCCCCAGCCUCGGCGCCCUCCCCCUCUUCACAAAACCAUGUGACAGAGAGAUGAGCGGGGGUGGCAGUGAGACAGCAGCCCCGGGGGGUGAUGGAAGAUAAGAUAGAGAAGGAGAGAAGGAAAGACAGCCCUGGCCCCCUUCCUUGGUGCCAGCAGGACUUAAGAGACCUUCCACUACCCUUAUAUUUCGCUACAACACCAACCAACCAGCCGGAAGGAAGGGGGGGAGGGUUUUCGGGGGGUUUAGGGUGGCGGGGAGGGGUUUGUCACGCCAGCAGGAAUUGGCGUGAGUGUUCGUCCCAUGGGGCAAAUCCCUCCCAUCUUCUCUGCAAUUUAAACUAGGAACAAAAAAGUAUGUGUAUGUUUUAUUUUUUAUUUUUCACUUUUAUUUUUGUUGAAAUUUUAUUCAGUUUUUAUUUUUUGUUGUGGCGGGGGGGGGUGGGGGGUGCAGUGUGUGUCUAUUGGCCCCUCUCCUCCCUCCCCUCUAUCCUCUACCUAACAUGCAGUACAGGAAGGGGGCUCUGCUUUGCUUCAACCUGCUAUUGUACAGUGUUGUUAAUGUGUGGAGAAGAGGCAUCUCUGCUCACGUGCGGGCUCGUCCCUCCCUCUUUCUGCAGCGGAGGGACGCUGCCCGCGGGCACAGGGCCACUACGCUGCCCAGUAGGGAGCCAUGUUACUGCCUGACGGGGCGUUACUAGCCAAUCACUGUUUGGGUUGUUUAUGUGGGGGGAUAAUUAAAGCGCUUCCUACUCAGGACCUGAGAGAAUACGUCACUGCUGCCAGAGAGAAGUCGCUCUCUUUUUUUUUUUUUCUCAUUCUCUGUCCCUUGUUCACUAGAAUGCUCAGUCCUUCAUGUGACAGAUGUUGAUUGUGUUUAACUACAGUAUAGUCACAUUAUCACCUGGUGUACCCCUAACAAACAUGUCCCACAGCCAGCCUGUAGAGGGCAGCAAACAUGUAAAGAACGCCACAGAAACAGAGAGACAGAGAAGAAAAUAUAAAGAUUGUAUGCUAGAUACUUAAUCUGAUCAGAGAGUGGAUACUUUGAGAUAGAUCAGUGCCCAGAUGAGUCUAAAUCAGAGCUGUUUACUGGUGUAAGCAGCCCCUUAAAGCACCAACACCAACACCCACUCCAGCAGCAAAGAAAGACAAAGACAUGAGGUAAUGUCUGCAGGCUCAGAGAGACAGAGACAGAAAGAAAGGGGUGGGAGUAGAUGGUGCGGAGCUGCUUUACUGUUAAACAGUCACCAGUACUCCCAGUGCAACGACUAAAAAUCCCCAUUUAUGUUUAUAUCUGUCCCAUAAAAUUUGCUUUUUAAAAAGAUUAUCGGAGGAAAAUUACUUCAGAAAUAAUAACAAUUAUGGUAUCAUUACACAUGUAUAGAAAAUGCACAGUCUGCUUGGACUUUACUGUACAAAGAAUUGCAAGCGGGUUCUGUCAGACAUAGCCUCUGUGUGGAGGAGGAUUGGGUUGAUAAUUCUCCUUUUUUUAUUUAUUUUAAUUCUUUUUUUUUUUUUUUUUUUUGCAGGGUUCUUCAGUUCUGGCUCUCGUUUUAUGUAUUUUAAUUAUUAACUAAGUUAAAAGCAAUUUAAUAUUUUAAGCUCUGCGGAUUAUAAUCUAAUAAAAGAGAGAAAUGCCA